Messenger RNA from Xyrauchen texanus (razorback sucker), 3755 nucleotides. Its product is annotated as perforin-1-like. The record is from RefSeq and is a predicted model, not a curated record. The coding region runs from base 167 to 1909 and encodes 580 amino acids. Gene Ontology annotation, biological process: leukocyte mediated cytotoxicity. NCBI's taxonomy places the organism in Eukaryota, Metazoa, Chordata, Actinopteri, Cypriniformes, Catostomidae. Gene Ontology annotation, molecular function: pore-forming activity; calcium ion binding. The transcript has 5 exons.
UUUAUUAGUAGAACAUGACAGUAAAUCCCACCCACAAGCUUAAGUUUACUUCUCACAAACCCCUCUCACACUCACAAGCGACACUUAGACACAACAAAGCAGCUUCAGGAAAGAGGAGCAUCCUUACAUCUUUGACUCAUUGCAUCUCACAAUACCUGUUUCAGUAAUGUGGGCUAGGCUUGUUUUUUACCUCUUUCUGCCCAUUGUGCAGUCAUGCAGUAAAGGUAAACCGAAUGAAUGCGCAAAUGCAAACUUUGCUCCCGGAUCUAACCUUGCUGGUGAGGGAUAUGAUGUGACCAAGAUGCAGCGCAAAGGAGCCUUUGUUAUAAACACUGAAAUCUGGAUGCAAAAGGACAAAUCAUGCACUAUUUGUAAGAAUCCCUACAUGGAUGGGGAAAAGCAAAAGCUUCCAAUAUCAGUGGUGGACUGGAGACCCAGUCAAAAGUGCAGCAUUAAAAUAUCAAGUUCCCUUUUCCUGUCUAGCGAGGAACUGGUCAGCUCGAGCACAUCCUCAAUUGAGAACAACUGGGGUUUAAACUUGGGGAUAAAUGUUCAUCAAAAUGGAGGCUCAUUCAUUAUGGCUGGGACUAACUCCAAGCUUGCGGAGUACUCAAUGGAAAAGACCAAAAAGGACAAGUUCAAUUUCGCCAGUCAGAGUAUUUCUUGUGCAUUUUACAGCUACAGGGUCUCUCACAAGCCCGUGCUGCAUCCUGAGUUUAAGCGCUCUGUGAAGGAGCUUCCCAAGGAAUACAAUAUUGAUUUCAAACAGCGCUUCUACAAGUUCAUUAACACCUAUGGAACCCAUUAUAUUACUAAAGUAACUCUUGGAGGAAGUGUACACUCUGUGACCAGUAUCAAACAGUGUGAGACCACUCUACAGGGCUUAAGUGCAGAAGAGGUUAAGAUAUGCUUGGAUGUGGAGGCAAAUGCCAGUGUUCUUGGCAAAGCUGACAUGAAAGCAGAAAUGAAGCACUGUAAUGAUGACAAGGACAAAACAGAGAGCAAGAGCAGUUUCUCUAGCCGUUUUAAUGACAGGCUGACAGAGGUCACUGGUGGUCACACUACAGAGACUGAGCUUCUUUUCUCCGGAGGUAAAGACCCAUCAGCCUACAAGGAAUGGCUCAAUUCUCUGCCACAGAACCCAGAUGUGAUUUCUUAUUCUCUGGAGUCUCUGCAUGAGUUAAUCCCCACCAAAAAUCCACUGCGCAAGUACUUGCGGAAAGCCAUUCAUGACUAUAUUCUGGAAAAAUCACUAUGGAGGAACUGCUCUGAACCUUGCAAGGCCGGCAUUAAAACAAACCUAAAAGACCCUUGUGUCUGCAGCUGUCACAACAAACCUGAGAUUACACCAGACUGCUGUCCAUCUAAGCAUGGACUUGCCCAGGUCAGGGUCACAAUUGUGAGUGCAGAAGGUUUGUGGGGUGACCACACCUCAGAAACCGAUGCGUAUGUCAAAGUGUUUGACAAAAACGAUCAGCAGGUCGCACGCACUGACGUGAUCCAGAAUGACAACUCACCCCGCUGGGUGAGAACCUUUGAUCUGGGUGAUGUUGUGCUGGCUGAAAAUGACAAACUGAGAAUGGAGGUGUGGGAUGAAGAUAGUAAAUGGGAUGAUGACCUGCUGGGAAAGUGUGAAGUACCAAUAACAGCAGGUCAGACUGAUAAUUUCUGCAAUUUGAAUCAUGGUGUGCUGUUCUAUAAAACUGAAGUGACAUGUGGCCCAAGUUUGUCUGGCCCCUAUUGUGCAAAGUAUGUGGGUUCUCCCAUGAACUUCCACUUGGAAAAGGUUUAUGUGUCACGAAAUGCCCGUCCUGUGCCAGCAGAGAUGCUAUUGAACAAAGGAGUGCUUUUAGAUAAAUUGUACAUAUAUCAGAAGACAAAUCACAGUGCUAAAUCUAUUUUGUACUAAGUAGAGUUUUGGUUAAAUCUGGGUGCCUUGGUUUGUAUAUGAUAAUGCGACCAGAAUUCUUUUUCUACCUUAAGAACAAAGUUCGUAAGAAUGUUCUAGGCGCUAUAUUCCAACAAUCUUGUGUACCUUUAUAAUUAAUCCUUAGAAUUUUCUGAAUUUUAUUCUUAAGAAUAUUUUCGUGAAUUCGGCCCCAGACUCUUGCACGUAUUUAUCACCUUAAGAGGUCCUAUUUAAUCUAUUCAAUCUUAUCAUUUGUUAACUUUACAUGCCAUGUUCAAUAAGUAUUUAUUGUUUGCUGUCUUUAUUGCAGGAUGUUUGUGCAAAAAGAAUUAGAAAGAAUUGGCAUGAGAUUUCAAAAACACUCCAUUCACAAUGUAAUUGUAUUGUCUUAUUUUUCGCUUUCAAUCUGCACACCAGAUUAUUUGCUAUGCUUAUUUGUUUUUGAAAAUUAGCAUAAUUUCAUAACUGCUAUAACCUGUGUUCUGUUUAGAAGUUAAUGAGUGUACACAAGUAUUUUAUGACUCAAAAUUAAUCUGCAGCUCUGUUAUGUAAACAUUAAAAGUACAAAUGCUUGUCAGCUUGGAGUAAUUUAUGUUUUGUUAUGUUUUCUUGUCACACAUCUGCUUUGCUGAAAUAAGAAUGGCUCUGAUCUAGUGUGACACAGGAUGCUUGUUGUGUGGUUUUCCUGUAAACGGAUGAGAACUGAGAGCAGUGAUGCACAACCAUGUGAUAAAUCAUGAGAUGAUGCAUGUGUGUUGUUUUACAUUCAUUUUGUCAGUGCCUCUCUCUGAAACAUAACAUAAUACCUUACAUUUGAAAAGAUCAAAAGUGUCAAAAAUGUCUUACACUAGAAAUCAAAACAACUUUUGGGUUUUGGUAGACUAACUGAACUGUGUUCAGAUGCCAGUGCAUGUUCAGUGCCUAUCAUCAUUGUGCUUAAGAGCCUUACAAUUUUUUCAAAUGAUUUGUAGUCCAUAGUUUUUAUUAGCAUGUUAAAGCUUAAAAAAUAAAAUACAUUUCAAUCUUAUUCAGGCACAGCUCGGAUUUGCUAUUGUUUCUGACCAAUGAUAAUCAAACCAACUCAGUGACGUUAAGCAGGAAACCAUCUUGUUGUUUGAGUCUUUCAAAAUUCUUCUUUUUGAAUAGAGAGAAGCUAAAAAGCAUCCUCAAAAUAUGACAUAAAACAUCUCAACUGAUUGGUUUAGGUCAAUAUUUUUUCAUUAAAGGUCAGAAUAAAAAGAAGAUACUAAAAUCAAUUAACUCACAAGGAUUUAUAUAUAAGAUAUUAGAUAGUUCACCCAAAAUGAAAAUGAUGUCAUCAUUUACUCAACCUCAUGUUCUUCCAAAUCCGUUUCUUAUGUUAGCAUCAGUCCCCAUUCACUUUCAUUAUAUGGAAAACAGAGCAGCAUCAACAUUCUUACAAAUAUCUUCUCUUGUGUUCCAUGGAAAAAAGACUUAUGAAAAAUAUGAGUGUGAGUAAAUUACUUUUUAUGUCUGGGUCAACUAACCCUUUAAGUAUUUCUUGUGGUGGCAGUCAAAGAGAUUAAGUAAGACUCUGUCUUGAGACAUUGAUCAUUUACAGUAUUUGUUUUUCACUAACAAACACUAAGGAGUCAGAUAGAAAGGUUGAAUGUUUAGUGUUUCAUAAGAAUUAAAAUGACAGCCAAUAAAAUGCUUAACAUGUUUUAGUAAAAUACAGUGACACACAAGGGGCAUGAAACACUCUCCAAUGAACAAGACUGGGGAAACAGCCACAAACAACACAAUCAGGAACAUAACCAUCAACAUUAAAACCAUACAUAUACAUAGACAAAAACAAAAACAAAACAAAAAAUGCACUUACCCA